Messenger RNA from Symbiodinium sp. CCMP2592, 1122 nucleotides. The record is from the annotation of a GenBank genome assembly. Lineage: Eukaryota; Dinophyceae; Suessiales; Symbiodiniaceae.
AUGGGCUUCCAAGCCCACCUGUGGCUUCUCGUCAUUGUCUGCGGCCUGAAGUCGCCGUCUGCCACCUCUGCUUGCACGACCGAGAGCUGUGAGGAGGAUGAUGCAGCUCUAGUCCAAACUGCGAAGCUUCGCAAAGAUGACGGGCACCAGGGCAUCUACAGAGAUCCGAGCAAGUGCAACAUCUUCACGCUUUGGGAGAAGGACGAGGAAGGCAAGGACGUGGCACUGAUGCCGAGAUUGGUCCUGGAGACUUGGAGAAGGCAUACCAGAGGCCUUUGCAACGACCCGGUCCUCAUUUCGGAUGAGAAUGUGAGGGAGCUCGUUCCAGAUCUUCCUGAAGAGUACUUCCGUUUGCCGUACUCUGCAGCGAAGUCCGACUUCCUUCGCUAUGGAAUGCUGUACCACCAUGGAGGAAUCUUCAUCGAUUUCGACAUGGUGGCCAUGGACGACAUGGACGACAUUGUUCGGAUGGCACAUACGUUGGACUUGCUCUCCUACAGCCCUCACGAUGAGAAAUGCAACGACUUUUCCUCGAACUUCCUCGGGGGUCGCCGCGGCAGCCCCUUCUUCAAGAAAGUGUGGGAGGAGCAAAAGUCAACCCUCACGAAUCACUGCGAAGCGGCAGACAGGCGGCGGCAAAAGGUUUGCUGCUUUGAGGACCCGAAACUGCAGUGCCACAUUCCUUGGGGCGGACUGGGGGAGCGACUCUCUCACAAGGUCUUUCUGCGAGAAAGGCCGAGCUCCGCAUUCUGCUUCACUGGUCCAGAGUCUUUCACGCCGAAUUUUUUCGCCUACGCGCUUGAGUGGAAGCCGCAGCUAGAGGAUGCCCAAGCAGUCUUCAGGGAGAAAAACAUUCCGGCCGCGUUAGACCGGAAAGUCUACCACCUCUUCAAUGCGUUGAUGCAUUGGAAGACGUAUAGCUGUGCGACUCUCUUCAAGGAGGGAACCCUGAUCGGACGCAUCAUGAACAAGACCUUCACUGUCGGCCGUGGCAAUCAGACUUCGUCCGAAGCUUCCAGCAGAGACUUCCUCAAAGCCCAUCCGGAGUUUGUCGAGGUGUCACGGCACCAUUUGUCACCGGACGGCCGUCAUUUGCCGUGCGUUGCGGCGCAGAUCGGUUAG